UAGAAUUAUCAGUCAGCAGUCUGAAGCUCGACAAUCGAGACCAAUCUAGAUGCAGUCUACCUUACUUUGCGGCUUGCUCCUCUUCCUCAUCGGAGCUUCUUUGGCCCAUCCGAUGCCCGACGAUAUGACCAUGAAGCCGACAGCACCACCCAAGUAUCCUCUCAAUCUUGAGGGAGGCGGUGGGGGCCAGAGAGGCGAUGGACUCGGCUUUCGUGUUCGGGGGCACGAGAAACUUUGGACCAGCGACAAUGGACGCCACGAGAUCGGUGUAAAUGGAGAAUACGGUCAGCGCUUGGGCGGUCGAUAUGGAACCUCACAACCAUCCUGGAAUGUCGGAACUACGUACACCUAUAGAUUUCCAAAUUUCUAAAAUAUAUUUUAAAUGUAUGUACUUAUACACCUGUCCAUAGAAUUUUUGAAUCUCAAUUGCUAUCAAAAUCUGAUCCUAAAAUCCAUACCCACUUUGUUUGUCAAGAAUAUUGCGAAAUAAAUGUAUACCCGAAUAAUAA
Molecule: messenger RNA, 509 nt
Organism: Drosophila takahashii
Lineage: Eukaryota; Metazoa; Arthropoda; Insecta; Diptera; Drosophilidae
Product: diptericin A-like
Source: RefSeq, a predicted model, not a curated record